Hibiscus syriacus is the source of this 1450-nucleotide messenger RNA. Its product is annotated as LEAF RUST 10 DISEASE-RESISTANCE LOCUS RECEPTOR-LIKE PROTEIN KINASE-like 2.1. The transcript is spliced from 3 exons. Gene Ontology annotation, molecular function: ATP binding; protein kinase activity. The coding region runs from base 62 to 1360 and encodes 432 amino acids. Lineage: Eukaryota; Viridiplantae; Streptophyta; Magnoliopsida; Malvales; Malvaceae. The record is from RefSeq and is a predicted model, not a curated record. Gene Ontology annotation, biological process: protein phosphorylation.
UUUUGAUGAUCUGAUCAACGGAACCACCGCUGUGAAUGAAACUUUACUUCAACCGUUCAACAUGAGAUACUUUGCAUACGAAGUUUACUGCAAAAAAUGCAAGGAUUCGGGCGGAAGUUGUGGUUCCAACGAGACUGUACCCGCAGCAUUUGCCUGCUAUUGUCGUGAUCAUCCGCGUCAAAUUCAUUGCCACCAUGGAAGCGGCUCCAGUCUUUCAGUAAAGCUCACUAUAGGAAUUACUGGAGGAGCAACCAGUCUGCUAAUCACCUGCAUUAUCACACUCUAUUUCAGAAGAAAGAUCCCAUGCAUUAUUAUUAGUAAGUUCACAAAUACUGAUACAGAUAUAGAGGCUUUUAUAAGAAACAAUGGAACUUUAUCUCCCAGAAGAUACAGUUACUCAGAUGUCGUGAAAAUGACGAACUCAUUUGAGGAACAACUAGGAAAAGGUGGUUAUGGAAGCGUGUACAAAGGAAAGCUAGUAGGUGGUCAUCUUGUUGCUGUGAAAGUGCUUAAUACUACCAAAGGAGAUGGUCAAGAAUUCAUCAAUGAGAUUGCGAGUAUCAGUCGAACUUCCCACGUUAACAUCGUCACCCUUCUUGGAUUUUGUUUAGAGGAUCGGAAACGAGCUCUCGUUUAUGACUUCAUGCCUAAUGGAUCUUUAGAAAGAUUCAUUUAUAAAGAGGAUAAUACCAUGAAGGAUCGUCAGCACUUGUCAUCAGAAGAAUUGUUCGAAAUCGCAAUCGGAAUAGCCCGAGGGCUCGAAUACUUGCACCACAGCUGCAACACCCGGAUUUUGCAUUUCGACAUAAAGCCUCAUAACAUUCUCCUGGACGAAAAUUUUCGCCCGAAGAUCGCCGAUUUCGGGCUUGCGAAACUAUGCACCACGAAGGAGAGCAUCGUAUCAAUGUUGGAAGCUAGAGGCACAAUCGGUUACAUUGCUCCGGAAGUGUUUUGCCGAAGCGUGGGGGCCGUUUCGCAUAAAUCUGAUGUGUAUAGCUAUGGAAUGGUGGUUCUGGAGAUGGUUGGGGGAAGAAUGAACGUGGAUGCUGGGGUAAACCAAAGCUGCGAGAUAUAUUUUCCUCAUUGGAUCUAUGGGUAUGUUGUGCAAGACAAUAUGGAACCGCAAUUUCUAGGCCUGGAGACUAAAGAAGAAACUGAGGUUGCAAGGAAGAUGAUCUUAGUAGGAUUGUGGUGCAUACAAACGAAUCCGAUCGAUAGGCCUCCGAUGAGUAGGGUGAUCAAGAUGUUGGAAGGAAGUGUAGAAGUAUUGCAAAUUCCACCUAAACCUUACCUUUCUUCUCCUUCAAGAUCACCGGUGGAUUCUACCUUCUUAACGUUAUCCUCACACAUGCAUCCUUAGAGUAAUCUACAUACUUCUAUGUCGUGGAUCAAAAUUCUUCUUUUUAUUAAAACCUAAAUAGUUUAAUGUAUGUUCGGCUUAUGAAAUGGU